Molecule: messenger RNA, 1034 nt
Organism: Hyla sarda
Lineage: Eukaryota; Metazoa; Chordata; Amphibia; Anura; Hylidae
Product: gastrula zinc finger protein XlCGF66.1-like
Exons: 7
Coding region: 158-934 (258 amino acids)
Biological process (GO): regulation of DNA-templated transcription
Source: RefSeq, a predicted model, not a curated record
ACUUUCUGUGUAUUUGUCUCUUUCUUUCUCUGUUGUUGUUUCUAUUAGCAGCCGCCAUUUCUCAUCGUCUCCUCUUCUUCCCUUCAGGUUUCUCCAAUCCAGGAUCCUCUGCUGAUAUCUUCUAUAUAAGAGAAUUCUCCUGGAUGACCCAUCAACCAUGGAGAGAGACAGGAACAAGAUGGCCGACAGGAUCAUAAACCUCACCCUACAGAUACUCUUCCGGCUUACUGGAGAGGAUUACACAGUAGUGAAGAAGUCCUCUAGUGGGCGCUGUCGGGCCCCUGUGUGUGAAGAAUGGGGAAGAACCCUGAGCCCAAUCCCGGGGCCCCCCCCUCACUCCCUGAUACAUGAGGAAAUGGAUGAACAGAAGAUCCGAGAACUCAUCAACAAGAUGAUGGAGCUGCUGACUGGAGAGGUUCCUAUAAGGUGUCAGGACGUGGCGGUCUAUUUCUCCAUGGAGGAGUGGGAGUAUGUAGAAGGACACAAGGAUCAGUACAAGGAUCAGGUCAUGAUGGAGGAUCAGCAGCCCCUCACAUCACCAGUCAGAUCCAGUAAGAGAACAGCACCAGAGAGGUGUCCCCGUCCUCUUCUUCCACAGGAUGAUCAGGGAGAAGAUCCGAACAAUAUUAAUGCUCCAGAGACAGAUGUGAGCGGUGAUGAGCAGUAUAAGGAGAACAUUCCUACAGGGAAAGAUCUGAUCUAUAUUACUGCUACAGACAUAAAGGAAGAAGAAGAAGAGACAGAUGUGAGCGAUGAGGAGCAGUAUAAGGAGGACAUUCCUACAGGAAAAGAUCUGAUCUAUAUUAAUGCUACAGACAUAAAGAAAGAAGAAGAGACAGAUAUGAGCAGUGAUGAGCAGUAUAAGGAGGACAUUCCUACAGUUGCACAAAUUGCGGAAAACUAUGUAACCAUGGAAACGUGUGAACUAAUCUGAAGACUUCAAAUCUACAGAAAACAACUACAUUGUGAAUAUAGAUUCUUGUACCAGGAGUUCAGAGGAGAAUCUUAUAUCUUCAGAUUAUAAAGCAGAUGAU